CGGGCUCCGCCCAACUAGGGAACGGGUGCCGGGCUCUGCCCAGCUAGCUAGGAAAGAUCUUCAGUGGAACCAUAGAUGUAGUGGAACUAACUGUUUUUCAAUAACUAUUAUUGUAAACAGAUCCAGACAGCAGAUUUCUGCAAUGGCAACUGUCUUUGAAAAGUCCAGUUUCUGCCUAAUCACUGGUGCCAGCCAAGGCCUUGGAAGAGAGAUAGCUCUGCAGUUCUCAAACAACUGGGAAAAAUCAGGUAAAAAGAGUGAUGUGGUGCUGAUUGCAAGGAAUAAAGAUGGCCUUGAAGAGACGAAAUCACUCAUCAAGUCAUCAGCACCAGGAGUCAACGUGCACGUCUUCCCAAUUGAUCUGGGUGAUCUGGAUCAACUUCAAUCCCUCUGUCCCACGCUCCUCAAGAUUGGUGACCCCAGUCGCCACGAUCAAUUCAUCAUGGUUCACAACGCAGGCACGAUCGACACUUUUGAUUGCACUCUAGCGCAACUCUCCGAUGGCCACACCACUCGGAAAUUCUUUGACAUCAACUACACAUCCAUGACCGUACUGACGGCUCACUUCCUCUCUAAAUUUCCUCAAAAAGCGUCUCUAAUUAUCCACAUGACCUCUCUACUGGCCACCGUGUAUAUUGCCGGCUUCCCCCUCUACUCUCCAUCCAGAGCGGCUCGAAAUGCGUACAUUGGUGUGCUCGUGGCCGAAAACCCGGACGUGCGAGUAUUGAACUAUAGCCCCGGGCCGUGUGACACUGAAAUGUAUAAGAAAAUACCGGAGGAGAUAAAGAAAGGAUUUAUGGCUGUUUUGACACCAGCGGAGUCGAUCAACAAACUCGUGAAGGUUAUCUGUGAAGAUCAGUAUAAGAACGGUGGUGUUAUGGACUACUUUGAUUGUUAAUAAUUAACUUUGACAUUGCUUUUCAAUAGAUUGUUAUUUGUACAAUCAUGUGUUCAUUCAAAUGGUAUGAAAUGGUACGAUCAAUGUUAAUUUAUUGAGA
This is a messenger RNA of Halichondria panicea, 998 nucleotides long. RefSeq names its product sepiapterin reductase-like. Gene Ontology annotation, molecular function: sepiapterin reductase (NADP+) activity. Gene Ontology annotation, biological process: tetrahydrobiopterin biosynthetic process. Bases 143 to 898 code for a protein of 251 amino acids. The record is from RefSeq and is a predicted model, not a curated record. NCBI's taxonomy places the organism in Eukaryota, Metazoa, Porifera, Demospongiae, Suberitida, Halichondriidae. The transcript is spliced from 2 exons.